Kogia breviceps (pygmy sperm whale) is the source of this 2448-nucleotide messenger RNA. NCBI's taxonomy places the organism in Eukaryota, Metazoa, Chordata, Mammalia, Artiodactyla, Physeteridae. The record is from RefSeq and is a predicted model, not a curated record.
AUGUGGCAAAAGGAGGCUUGGGCACCUCUCAAGGCCUACGCACUCCCCACCGUGCCCAUGGGACAUCUGCCGAGCACAAGAAGUAUUUAUAAGAUUAAAAGAAGAAUAUCUUUAACAGCUAAUGUUUACAGAUCUCAAGGGCCUCAUAUUCAUGGUGUCAUAUACUCCCUACAACAACCAUUGCAGUGUCUCCACUGUGCCCAUGUUACAGACGAGGAACUGGAGGCUAAGAGUAGCUGCGUGACUUGCCUAAGUGUCCAACUCACGGAGUUCUUGGAAGUGGAGAACCAGGAUGACUACUACAGCAUGGACGUUGGUUAUGUCCACACCCAGGACCAGCAAGGAGGGUAUGUCAUGUAUGAUGAAGCCCUGAAUGAUCUGAAGGAACUAGAGACAGAACUGCUGCUUGUGGCCAGCCAUUACACUGAGAAAGAAAAAGGUCACAAAGAGGGCAGUAAGUCAAAUAUUGACCAGGACUGGGGAUGGGCCCAUGCAGGUAUGGACAGAUUUGCUGCGCUAUAUGACAUGUGGACUUGGGAAGCAACUCUUCUAGAAAACAAGCGCCAACUUCUUGGCAAUUACUCUGAAGCCUACCAGCAUGCGUUGGACCCAGAAGAGAGGUUUGCCUUAGCACAAGUGAUCACUGACGUCAUACACAGGUGCCCAAGGUUUGAUCUCAGCUACCCUUACUUCAUUAAGGCAUACCGAGAGGAAUGCACCUGCCUGAGGCUUCACCUGCAGCUGGUGAGGGGCAUCCUCAUGUGAAUAGAGUGUCAGUGGGAGUCUGUCCAGAGGAUUUGGCGUGAAGGCCAUCCAGAUGCUAGCAAUACAGUUGGACUCCCCCUUAACAUGAUUUGCAAAUAACUCAUUUCCAUCAACAAUAGUUGCCUAGCUUUGACAAACAUUUACCUGCUGGAGUUCCACCCUUCCCUGGGCCUGGCUUUGCUCAUCCCCAAGGCCCUUGAGCACCUCCUCAGGGAGGCCUGCCACACCUGCAGUCCCACAUCAGCCAGUGCCCUCACCUUGCUAGAGAGACGCAUGCUGCGACUGGCCCUGGAUGUGUGGCUCACUCCAGCCAAGCCCAAGUUCUGGUACAGCGCACAGCUCCAGAGAGACCUGUUUUCAGCUAAAGUGAUGGGUGAUCCCUUCCUCGUGGGGGAGAUAGGCCUGCUUGCAUUCAAAUCUGCAGCAGACGAAGGACAGAACCAAGGCCAAGAUUCUCAUAUGCUGCUCCUACGGACAUUUUCCAAACUUUUGGAACUCUUGACCCUCUGGCACAGGCUGAUAGAGAUGAGUCUGGAGAGUGUACACUUAGCACGUCUCUAUAAGGACUUGGCGUGUGAGAUGGGUUUUGAAGAGUUCCAUUUGUAUCUGAGGCCUGUUCACUUUGAAUUUGCAUCACACGAGGACAAGGUGGUCCAUCCACCUCCUGGCUUUAUAAUCUCUCUGCUGGAGGACAGUGACUGCGUAGAUAGGGCUCUGGAAGCUUUCGUGUCUAUUCAACUAGAAAAGGUGGGGCUGCGGGACAUGAUGCUGAAUACCUUCCUCCUCAGGAAACAAGCCAUGGCUGACAGAAUGAAGAACCUCGCUUUGUCCAUACCUGUGACUGAAAAGGAAGGACUUCAAUUCACCUAAUCAAGUUCUACAAAUUGGAAAUGAUGGAGGCUAGACCUUCUAGAUUACUGCUGAGCAAUAAUGGAGGCAAAGGACUCCUUUUGGAUGAAAUUGGAAAAGUCAAGAGAGACGUUAUAGUUGAAUAUUGCCAGAAAGGAAGCAGUAUCAAAAGUGAUGGCUAAGAGGCACUUGGAAGAGAUCCAUGUCUCUGCCUUCAGACAAUAGCAACCUGACCAAGACAGAAGUUUCUUCUUGACAGAGGUCCUCUUUCUCUUCGAAAAGUCUCCAGGGACUUAUAUCCUGGAACUUCCUUGAGAGAUGGAACAACUUGGGUUCACCUCUGCACAUCAUCUCUUCUUCUGACUUUUUAGAUUCAACUGCCACAUGUCUCACUAUGCUCUUCGGGGGCAGAUCACGGCAUACUGCAACAGCCUGAGAGCACUGCUGGACGAUUUCCCAACCAUCAGAGAUACCUUUUUUGUGGUGGGACAGCCACAAGAAAAGAAGGGGUCGAGGGACUCCAAGGAGGGCUUCAAGACUGACCCCAGGUGCAGAAUUUUCUUUAGAGCUUGUUAUUCCCCCUCCCUAUCCCACUUCUCCUAGGAGAGAGGUUUGUUAAGUUUGGUAUGGAAAUCUUGCUCCCUUUAACAUAUUUAACCUUGAUCUUCUGGUCCAGAAGGGGAAAAGACAGAGCUAACACUCCAAGAAUAAGUGUAUCUUUGUAUUUGAACGCAAAAGGAGUUCUUUGUUUAUGGGCUGUUUGACUGCUUUUUCAAUCUAUGAAGUUUCGUUUACUCCUGGAGUACACAGAGAUUUUCAUCAGUCACACCCUUU